AAUAUUUUUGUCAAUAUUAGAGUGAAUUGUCAAUCUAUGUCAAUUUGAUGUUGAACUGUACAUCAAAUUUUUGAUUUCUAUAUUUCGUAGUUCCCGAGUUUUCUUCUGCUAUUUAAUUAUUAUUGUUUUUACUUAGUAAACAAAACAUUACAUAAUGCCGUUGCUGAGAUUGACAUCGGGGAGCUUUGGCCAGCUGCGAACUUUUGCGACGUCAUCAGCAUUAGGAAAGAGGGUCAAGACUUUCGCUGUCUAUCGAUGGAACCCAGACGAGCCCGACAAGAAGCCUUACACUCAAAAUUAUCAGGUAGAUCUAGAUGAUUGCGCGCCAAUGGUUCUAGAUGCGUUAUUGAAGAUCAAAAAUGAGAUGGAUCCAACUCUCACAUUUAGAAGAUCCUGCCGCGAAGGCGUCUGCGGAUCAUGCGCCAUGAACAUCGAUGGUGUUAAUACUUUGGCAUGCAUCAGUCAUAUUGAUCAAAACCUGUCCAAACCCUCUAAAAUAUACCCACUGCCUCAUAUGUACGUUGUUAAAGACCUUGUGCCUGAUUUGACUAACUUUUACAAUCAGUAUCGCUCUAUAGAGCCAUGGUUGCAACGUGACAAGGAGGCUGUUAAGGGUAAAGAGACCCAAUUACUUCAGGAUGUAGAGGAUAGAGCUAAACUUGAUGGCUUGUAUGAAUGUGUGUUAUGUGCAUGCUGCUCAACUAGUUGUCCAUCGUAUUGGUGGAAUGGAGACAAAUACCUUGGUCCGGCAGUCCUUAUGCAAGCUUAUAGAUGGAUCAUUGAUUCUAGAGAUGAUGCAACAGCAAAACGCUUGUCUAAGCUAAAAGAUACUUACUCUGUUUAUCGUUGCCAUACAAUCAUGAACUGCACAAGGACUUGUCCAAAGGGAUUGAAUCCGGGACGAGCAAUUGCACAGAUUAAAACAUUAUUAUCUGGCAUUGUAAAGAAACAGGCACCAAUAAUGGAUCCUGCUGGACUGGAUAAACAAACAGCUCAAAAUUAAACAAUCGCAAAUAUUUUUCCUUUUACAGUCAAUACCCAUCAUGUGAACCUUUGAAAACAUACUUAAAAAAAUUGUAGAAUUUGAAAUAAGUACAGAGCAUAAUAAUAUGUAUUAAUAUUGAUCUGAGAUGUCUUUGUUGAGCCCACCAAUAUUUUACUCAGUGGGUAUUGACAUUUAAACAAGUUGAUUGUCUCAUUAGUAAAUUAAUAAUGCCAGGCAUUUUGAGAUGAUUUUGUACUUACAAUUCAAAAAAUGCCUCAUUAAUUUGGCACAAGUUUAAAAACAAAAAUCUUGUAGGAAUGACUUGUCAUUUAAUAUAAUCAUAUGAUUAUAAAUAUACAAUCAUGUAAUUAUAAAUAUACAAACAAUAUCCUACCGAGUAUAAAAUGGCAAAAGUAAACAUAGAAUGCAUUUCAUUUUGACUGUGUUACAAAUAGUAAUUAUAGGGAUAAUUAUUAUAAGUCUAAAGUGUAGUUGUACAUUUUUGAUAAAAAUAAUUAGUUGAAAUAUAAUAAUAAAUGUAUACACAUUAUGUCAGGCAAUCAUUGAUAUUACACCAAGUAUUAUCUCAUUAGAACAUGAAAUAUUGGAAUUAAUUUAUUUCAGCAUGCCAUUUUUUAUUUAUUGUUCAUUUUUUGUUAACAACUGUGUAAGAUUUGUGAUUAAAGAUUAUUUAUUUA
Molecule: messenger RNA, 1683 nt
Organism: Galleria mellonella (greater wax moth)
Lineage: Eukaryota; Metazoa; Arthropoda; Insecta; Lepidoptera; Pyralidae
Gene: SdhB
Exons: 2
Coding region: 155-1003 (282 amino acids)
Biological process (GO): respiratory electron transport chain; aerobic respiration; tricarboxylic acid cycle
Cellular component (GO): mitochondrial membrane
Molecular function (GO): 2 iron, 2 sulfur cluster binding; electron transfer activity
Source: RefSeq, a predicted model, not a curated record